Molecule: messenger RNA, 6682 nt
Organism: Amoebophrya sp. A25
Lineage: Eukaryota; Dinophyceae; Syndiniales; Amoebophryaceae
Source: the annotation of a GenBank genome assembly
CCAAAUAUUUUUUUUUGCUUGUCUCGCUACUCAACAUCAACCAACAGGCUCGCACUUUGCUGCAUCUAGGACGAACACUGCAUGGUAUCACGCUAUAGGUAGGUAAACUUGCAAAGUAAAACCAGUACAGGCUUUUUCAUAGAUGUGAAUAGCUAUUUUGCUUUUUUGUCGUGGAAAACGUGAGUUACCACGUGGUUGUAUUUGCAUUCGCUUACUUCAGCCAGUGCUGGCAUAUGCAUUAUGAUGAAUAGGGAAACGACACCAACGAACAAUUUGUUAGACGUAUGUUGAUUUGGAAAUUUAUUAGUAUCUAUCUUCAGAUAUCAGAAAAAUUGAAGACUUGCGACUAAGCGUGCUUGUUUCGACCGUAUGGGGUGCCGAUUUUUUUUCACUACGCCGACGUUGAAGCACCCCGACGCUAGGAAAUCCUGAACGCGGAAUGAACCACCAGAGAGGCGACACACGCGGCAACUUCAACAAUAAGCCUAAAGGAGAGGACUAGCCUAACAGAGAGGACUGUUACAGGAGACUAGCCACUACCUUACUGUGAAAUGUUUGCUUUCUCUGCGCCCACCGCUGCUGGUGCGUCGAACUAAUCGAAAAAUUUGCAAUUGUAAUUGCCGCUAUGGCUGACCUCGAUUCGAACGUAUCAAUGUCGCCUGGUGAGGAGGAUGCGAUGAUGAUGCAAUCUUCGGCUGCGUCAGAGGGAGGCAACAACAAGGAGCCAGAGGGUAUGGAGGCGGAAGAAGAGGAAGUCGUUCCGGAACCGGUAUUAAUUCUUGAGAGAAGUUAUUUGGAAGAUGUUAUUACAAGAAGUUAUUACAAGGAGUUAACCAUUGAGGAAGAUGUUACUUCUACAAGGAUGUUGUGACUCACCGACGACAUUAUUUGGAUGUACUUAGUGAGCUAUAGAUGUUGUUCAUGAAGAUUUGAUAAAGAUGUUUUUUGAAUAUAAGUACUGUUGAGUGAUGCUGAUGCUGACAACCCUUUUCACAGGACUUCAAUCAAUUCGAUGCGAAGACCCUGCAGCAAAUUGUGAAGCAGCUUAGAAGUCGGCAAGGGACGGCGGCUGAAGUGGAGGCUUUGCUAAAUAGGUUUGAUAGCACGAGUACAGCCUCUUCUAGCUCGACAGCAGGAGAAAAGAAGAAGGAUCCUGGCGGUAUUUGAUUUUAUUUGCAUGCUUACUUUCUUUGUUAACGUUGUCUUUGAGCAUUUUUUCCAGGUAGCUUUCUUUACUGGAACUAUACACAUAAAUGUCGAAAUUUGUGCCUCACACUUACCAAACAUAAGCAGCCCUCGACAAAGCAGAGGUCGACGCAGCAGCGGCGCAGCAGUAUCAAGAGAUCCGCGUAGGGGAGGAGCAUCUGGAUGGUAUUACAAAUAUAAUAAGUUUAAGUUUCUACAUAGACUUAGACUAUCUUAUCAACAUCUCUUUUGAGUAUCCAUAUAGUGACUUUUGGAAUCGAGAAAUGUUACAUGAAGUAGUGGAUGUAUAAUUCGAAUGAUGUUCCUAGUAACUCCAUUUUUUUCCACCCAACGCCAACAAAAUCUAGGUUUCGAAGAUGUCGAAGAUACUACGUCAGAUGCUGCCAUGACGUUCUUAGAUCGUGCGAAGUUCGUGCCUAUCCGCCUAUCCUACAAUGAGCGCCCUUACUUGAGACUCAUAGAAGGCGCCACCGCCGUUUCUACGUACACCGAUAGAGUAGAUUCGAUGUUAGUGACAGACAAGAACGGGCAAUUGAAUCCAAGGUUGGAGCAGAGAAAAACAGGCGUUCUGAUAAAACAAAUGUGCGCAACGUUGUGUGGAAUGGUAGUAGCACAGGACUACGACAAAGGCCAAGCUUUGCUGCACGAUAGGGACUUCGCAAAAUACUCGCACUUUUUGAGAGCGGUAUUGAUGAAAAUACAUUCCCCUACUCCCACCUUAGCUUAGUGUUUUUAUCGACAAUCUUUCUUCAUCAGAGUCAGUUUUUCUUACAACUUUGCAACCCAGCAUCAUCGUCUUUCGAACUGUAACAAAUUCGUAUACCAACAUGAUCUUCCAGGUUUUCGAGAUUGGUCGCCGUUACAAAAUUCUUAAUCCAGAAAGAAUGCGAGAGGCGUAUGGCAAGAUGAUGUACAUGCUGCAGGAUAGCAAUAGGUCCGAGAUCAAAGAGCUCUUAGACUUCAGCUGCGUCCAAGAAGUCCGGACAGUCUGGGACGUGCUCUCACAACAUGAGAGAGGGGUGAAGCUGCUGUCGGAUCCGCUUCUGCACGUAGCGACGAUGGAGAUCAGUGAUAGGGGUACCAUUACUGUAAUAUCCUGUGGUUACUUUUUUGGUAGUUGACCUGACUUCUUCUGAGAUAAGGUUCGACGCAUGUGCUGAGAACUGGAAACAGUUGAUGUUGAUUGAGCAUAUGGGUCAUGUGUUGCUUUCUGAAAUUGAGUCGAGCGAUCAUUUUUCACCCAACUUUUGCAGGGCGGGAUCGGCGCGAAGUGAAUUUGGAUAUUAGGCGGAAGAACGACGCGAAAAAGGAAUUACAGCGCAAGUAUGCAACCAGCACCCGAAGACCGCAGCACGGGUUUGGCCGAUUUUAUCGAAGUACCUACGAAAUUCAGGGUGACGAUGACUCGAAAAUAGGCUACCACGGAGAUAAAGACCACUUAGACGAAGAAACAAUAGAACAGUGCGUGUGCAGUUUGGGGGAUCAUCAGACGUAUCUGAGAUUCAACAGGGAGCCGUGCGACCGAUUAUUGCAGGUAUAGACUUUGAUGUAUUGUCGUACAUACUGUAACCGCUCGAGCUUACUGGGCGAAAGCUUCGGCUAGUGUGGGCGUCUCUUGCUGGCUGUAGUCGCCAGGCAGGAGCGCACCGUUCUGGAGAUGUCUCAGGCCGUCGCCACAGGCGUCGCCUCCAAGACGGCCCCAGGCGUCGCCACGACCAACGGCGGCCCAGCUAGCAACGGGAGCCGAGGGGGCCGCCCGGUUCACAGUCAGCAAGCCCCCGCGCGACGAGACUAGGGAGGGCAUAGGCGUGGCCAAUAACCGGAGCAGUGCCCACACCCAGCGGCUUGCCUCGCGCUAUCGCCGAGAUUCCACACGGGCAAGAAUUGCGCGAAGCUGUGACGUGGUUGGUAAGGGCGACCAGUGCGGAGGCUGGUCUCUGUGGGUUUCCUCGCUCCAAAGAGGCAAACACUGACUGAGGGCGUGCACGGCUGUGCCAGCGUCGGAGGCGGAUGAGGCAUGUCGCCUGGAGUGGUUUUGCUGCGAUUGUGCGCUUUAAUUAGUCAUGGGGCAGUAGACCUGGCUGGUUUUCCAUCUGGUAUUCUUGUGCGCGCCUGCCUUGCUCUGAGGCGAAGCGCGACCGGGCGGCCGGCUUGCUAUCAUGGUGCCGCCUGUCUGUGCAACGCUGCCGGGGUGAUGAGGCUGAAGCCGGACGCCUACGAAAAUCUGGCUCGCGAACUGAAGCGGCGGGCUCGCCGCGUUUCUGCGAAGCGCCUGGGACAUUCUUACGCAGGAGCGACGGGGCUGAAGCUGGACGCCGACGAAAAUUAGACCCGUGAACUGAAGCGAGCCCCCCGUCGCGCUUCGUUCUGAAAAGCGCCGAAGACAUUACAUAUUGCGCUGCGUGCCCUCAUUACUUAGUGGCGUGCGUGAUCAAUCUAAGGAGGGACAUCGCGGGGAGAAACAUGAGAAGGCUAUCAUGUAGAUGGGUGGGCAAAUGGCUGCCGGCCUCUUGGGGUGGCGAUAGUGGAGGCCUAUCGAGCCAAACCCUCGCGGCUGUAGUGUCGUUGUCCGCAGCUCGCCCAGGUCCGCGCACUUGUUUAGGGAAUGAAGUCGCUAGCGCGCGACGAUAUCGAACAGCGGGCAGCGCGCUCAGGCCCUUCGGACGAUUGGGGAACCGAUAGCGCCGGCAAAUGCCCGGGCUGUCCAUGAUUCACAUCGGCCACGCGGCAGCCUUUGCGGCAAGGGCGUCAACAAGAGCGCCCGCGGCCUCUGAGGGGGUGCCCGCGUUGAAAAGCCGCCGCGCGUCCAUCUGCCGCCGGCGUGGUGGGUAGCUUACUGCUACACCUCUUGCUGCCACGGUGUGACCAAUCGCCAAAGGCUUCCGGGGGUCCCUUGUGCAUCUUACCACAGCAUGCCGCACGCCUCGGCCCAACUGAGUCGGGGACGCCAGGGCGCUGGCCCCCGGGGUGUCCCCGGCUUUGAACAAGUCCGCCAGGCCAUUGGCUCCCGGCGUGUUUUCUGCCUCGGACAAAAGGGCAAGAGCGCUGCCCAGGGCAGCGGUUACCGGGGUGCCUUCUGCGGGCUGUAGGACGGGGCUGUGGCCCCAAGUUCUCCCUCUCCGAGCGCAGCUCCCGAGUUGAGAAGUUGGACGCUUUCCGUCGAACUAUUCCCAGCAACAUUCCCGACGUCCUUGAGGAAAGUGCCGACUGCGCUGCUUACUCGAGAGCUUCUGACGCGAGUCCCAAGUCGUCUCCGGCUCCCACUGACUCUGGCAAACGCAUCAGGAGACUUCUGGGCGCUGUAGUGGCUCUGAACUCGGCCGAUUUGAGACUCCCUCAGACUUCUCAACAGACCGACCCCAGGAGGACGCACAUGGACACGGCCAAAGAGAUUGGGCCUGUCGCAACUCCGAUUCUCGCUUUCUUAGGUGUGCAGGAAAACCACAAAAGCCCGCCAUCAUGAACCGACGAGCCGACUCGCCUCCUAGCAGAGUGCAGAAAUUUCCCAAGUAGAAAGGGGAAAGAGUAAAGGGAGGGUGGAAGUCUGAACUUUGCACAGGUUUGGGAUAUGAAUGUAAUAGACCAUACUAAGCUGGCCUAAGCUUCAAGCUAUCUCACAUGGGCAAGGCUUUGAGAAAGUGCGGCUGGCCCUUCACUUGCUGCCCCCGGCUGGCAGGCGGGGGCGCCGUGGCUGGGUGAUUGAUGUCUUUGGCCAUUUAGUUGCCAGAAGCGCAGCGACUUUGGGCUGACGAAGGUGCGAGCGUGAUGGCUGUUCCAUUUGUGUCUUUAUAGGCGGCCCGCCCUAAGGCUUUGUCCCUAAGGGAGGGGCACUGUUGAAGUUUAUUUAUUCGAAAAUGUAGACUACAUUCAUUGUCAUUCAUUCGAUAAUUAACCCUUCAGUUUCUCCGCGAGCAUUUUUCGCCAACCGAAGCUGGAGACGAUCCCGCGUUGUCCCUCGCCAUCAGUGAAGGCAAAAGCGGAGCGCGGCUCAAUCACUCACACGAAAGACAGUUUCGAUUUGUCCUCCAGUCCCUCCUCCUCUGGCGAGAGGUCUUAGCACACAUGUUCCAGCUGUGGCACUUCGCAGAGCACGACUUGCUAGAUCCAGAACAUCCCUACACCUUAACGCACACGGGACAGGGCUUGCACCGUGUGCAGCCAUGUAGAAGAGUGCAUCAAGCGAUGUUGAGGAUACUAGAGAAGGUGCAGAAGCAAGUAGGCGUGUGGAUAGGAAGUACGCAGAUCCACGUAGGGGACCACAAUGUGCCAAACGCAUUGAUGUUCAUCGACAAAUAUGCACAAGUGCCGAGGAUAUGCUCACCGAUAGUCUUGUGCCUAGACAAGAUUCCGAAGCUCUACGACCAGAAUCCCAAGAACAAAAUGUACCAUAUUAGUUACAAUGUAGUUAUAACUACGACCAGAACCGCCCGAAGAACAAAACGUACUACAAUUUGAUACAACGUACUUGGGGCGCUUCGCCGGCGCUUCAGUGUCAGCACCUUGCGUGUAGACAUAGCAAAGGCAUCCCAUCCUCUCCUACCCUCUUCUAUCCUCUCCUACCCUCUUCUAUCCUCUCCUAUCCUAUGCUAUCCUAUCUUAUCCUAUCCUCUCCUAUCCUAUCCUAUCCUACCCUUCCUAGGGUCGCAAUUUUAAUUCUCGUAAGUUCAACUACAUAGCGAUUUCUACCACGACAUUGUUAUGAUAAAAAUAGUUCUCACAUCACCAUGAUUGAGUGAAACCUCCAAUGAGUUCUUCAAUCAACCAUGCACAGCCUUAUCGACGGUUUCGGCGGCGUCACCCGCUUGCAGAAACUUAUCCUCGCAGAUUUUUUCAGGCACGCUUUUGACGGUUCAGGAGGGGACAACUUUUUUGAUGCUGGUAGUUGUGUUGACGGUCGACUCACAAGUGCCUGGAAUUGGUGCUCUCAGAUAGAAAGGAAAGAAUACUUUCCCAUUUUCCUCUUAGGCGGCUUCGUAGGAUUCGAUGGCGACGAAGGAUGGGAUAAGUAAAGAAUCGCCCUUCCCGCAUCGUAGAAUUCGAUGGCGACGAUGGGCGGGACAAGUAGGCGAUCCUUUUGGUUCGUUUUUGAGUAUCUUCACGUUGAACAUCUAUCCUCAUCUUGAAAGAAAACAUUGAUUUUGCGUCUAUUGCUUAUACUGCAGAGUUUUUGAUGAUUUACUUCCUUCAGGGACGUUGGUUUUGUGGCGUAUUGCUCAUGGGGUCUGUCCUUGAUCCGAAUUUAUCUCCAGUGCUACACGUAGAUGCACUAGAGGAGUGGGGCGUCAUAUUCCUCCGUCUCUUAAGGGCAUUCCCAUCUCAUGAUGGCAUCUCUUCUUUCUGAUCUUCAUAAAUCCUUCACUUUUGGAUUGAAACUAAUCCCAGACAUAAAAACUUAGGUAUAUCGUCUGUUUUCUUGCUACCUUUCCUCUUCCUCACUUAACAACAUAUUUUGAGAUUUUGUAACAUCGGAGCGUGC